Molecule: messenger RNA, 1848 nt
Organism: Pyricularia grisea
Lineage: Eukaryota; Fungi; Ascomycota; Sordariomycetes; Magnaporthales; Pyriculariaceae
Exons: 1
Coding region: 1-1848 (615 amino acids)
Biological process (GO): mRNA splicing, via spliceosome
Molecular function (GO): protein binding; U2 snRNA binding
Source: RefSeq, a predicted model, not a curated record
AUGGCUCCCACGCAUCAAGUGGGCCAGCGGCUCUCGUUUGACGGCGCCCUCUGCACCAUCAGGUACAUCGGCGACGUCGCCGGCACUUCGGGAACCUGGCUGGGCGUCGAGUGGGAUGAUCCUUCGCGGGGCAAACACGACGGCUGCCACAAGGGCGUUCGCUACUUUGUCUGCCUGUCGCGAUCACCCACCGCCGCCUCCUUUGUGCGCCCGACGAGGCCAUCCGACCCGCCGCGGUCGUUUAUCGAAGCGGUCCGCGACAAAUACGCCGAUGAAGUUGUAGAUGAUGCGGCUUCACGACCAAAAGAGAUUGUCAUCUCAGGCAAGGUAGCCGAGGAGGUCGGUUUUGACAAGAUCCGCCGGCGAAUGGCUCAGCUGCACGAGUUGACCAUAGUCAUUGUGGAUGGCGCCCGCAUCUCUUUUGUGUCCUCGCCGGAUGGCAGCAGUGAGGAUAAAUGCUCCGUGAAGGAAACUUGCCCUCGCAUCGUCGAGCUCGAUAUCAGCCGAAACUUGAUAUCUGACAUGUCUACCGUCAUCGAGAUUUGCUCUCAGCUCUCCGAUUUGCGAAACCUGAGGCUCAACGGGAACAGAUUUUGGAAUGUGCUUGACAAAAACCCGCGGCUUGAGUCUGCUAAAGAUGUGCUCAGUAAUAUUACAGAGCUAGCAAUAGAUGAGACCCUUCUUUCUUGGCAAGAAAUAUGUCAAAUCACUUCCUGGUUCGGCUCUUUACAAAACCUGAGUUGCGAUCUCAACCAACUCUCAUCCAUACCAGCACCAUUCCCGGCAACACUGUCCAACUCACUCACCACCCUGAGCCUCGAGUUCAACGAGUUUGGCUCUCUGUCAGAUCUCGCUCCACUAGCAUCACUUGGCUCCCUACGCAAUUUGAUCCUCAAGGGUAACAACAUCACAACAGUAUCGAAAGAUGACACCAUCCCGGCCCCUGUGUUCAGUUCUAGCAUCUACCAUCUGGACAUAUCAUACAACCGCAUAGCGACCUGGUCAUUCGUAGAUGCUUUGCCCGACAGCUUCCCAGGCCUUCGCUCCCUCCGUCUUGCCCACAAUCCCGUCUACGAGAACCCCACCACAGUCUCCCAGGACGUCGGAGGGACUACAUCAUCACAAACCCAACCCAGCACUUCAAAUACCGCCACAGCCCCCAAACGUAGCGUCAGCGAGGACCCAUACAUGAUCGCCAUCGCCCGCGUCGCCUGCCUGGAGCACCUCAACUUCAGCGCCGUCACGCCAGCCGAGCGCACCGACGCCGAGAUGUUCUACCUCUCCCGCAUCGCGCGCCAGCUCGCCACCGUGCCUGAGGGGUCCGAGGGUCCUAUUCUGGCGCAGCACAGGCGCUACGCCGAACUGUGCGAGAUGUAUGGUGAGCCGGCCGUCGUGCGGCAGCAGGAGAUCAGCCACUCGUUCCUCGAGGGGCGGCUUAUCAAGGUCGAAUUUCGCAUGGAGGAGAGCCCCGAGACGGCUCGAGAGGGUGCGGACGAUGCUGCUCCGGAGCUGGUGAAGAAGGCAGAGAUCCCGCGUGCUCUGGACAUGUAUGCGGUCAAGGGCAUCGCCGGGAGGUUGUUCGGUAUUUCUCCCUUGGAGCUGCGGCUCGUGUGGGAGACUGGCGAGUGGGAUCCUGUCGCUGGGUUUGAUGAAGAUGAUGAUGAUGACAGUGGGAACGAGGACCUAGUCGCGGGAUAUGAUACGGAGCCUGCAGCAGCGGACGGAGGUAAUCAAAAACACGGACGUCUGGUCCGGAGGCAGGUGGAGCUUGUCGACAGUCCACGGCAGUUUGGCUACUGCAUUGAUGGAAACGAAGCCAAGAUCAGGGUUGGGCGGAUAUCUACUUGA